Molecule: messenger RNA, 3764 nt
Organism: Cyprinodon variegatus (sheepshead minnow)
Lineage: Eukaryota; Metazoa; Chordata; Actinopteri; Cyprinodontiformes; Cyprinodontidae
Gene: eda
Product: ectodysplasin A
Exons: 8
Coding region: 126-1232 (368 amino acids)
Biological process (GO): animal organ development; immune response
Cellular component (GO): membrane
Molecular function (GO): tumor necrosis factor receptor binding; death receptor agonist activity; death receptor binding
Source: RefSeq, a predicted model, not a curated record
UGCAGCCGACCUGCUGCUGCUGCACCUAUGAGCCUCUGCGUAAAUGAAUAGCCCCGGCACAACGCGCCUCCAGACGAGCUGAUUAUGCCGAGAUAAGGAGCAUAUGAGCCGCGCUCCCUCCGAUAAUGGCAUGCGAUGACGCUUCACCCGCGGAGGACUUCCCCGAUACGCUGAUGCCCAGGGGGGCUCCCUGCAUGUGCGGCAAGAAGUGUAGGGGUCGGAGCGGCAGCGCUGUCUUCCUUGGAUUAUUCCUGCUGUCGCUCACUCUGCACGCAGUCACCCUGAUCUGCUAUCUGGACCUGCGCUCCGAGGUGAAAAGGGAAAUAACCCACCAGAAAAGGGAGUCUAUAGUAACAACCUCUGGGGUGGACCUGGCUGAACCGAUGGGGGUUCUCCCACCCGGUCACCCGCAAGUGGAGCCCAGGCGCACUGAGGAGGACCGAGAGGAGAGGUCUGCCUUCAGAAAAGGCGACAUCCACGCAACAAAAGACAGCAGAGGGAGGACUCGACGGGGAAAAAGGAGUCCCGGCAGAGAUCCAGACACAGAAUCAAAUGGGAAGGAGAAGCGGAAAGACAAGAAAAAAGGGAGGAAAAGGCCUAUGCCAGGACCCCCAGGUCCCCCGGGGCCACCAGGGCCACAGGGUCCACCGGGCAUCCCAGGGAUCCCGGGUAUUCCAGGAAGCAACGUUGUGGGGCCUGCAGGACCUCCUGGGCCCCCAGGGCCGCAGGGACCACCAGGCGCUCAAGGUCCGGCAGGAGUUCCUGAUAAGUCAAAGAGAUUCCAGCCGGCAGUGGUUCACUUACAAGGACAAGAAACAACAAUCCAAGUGAGGGAAGAUUUGUCUCAAGGCGUCCUCAGGAACUGGAAGAUGGUGUCCAUCAAUAAAGACGUGUUCAGGAUGAACCCUCGCACGGGAGAGCUGGUGGUGCUGCUCGACGGUGUCUACUUCAUAUAUAGUCAGGUAGAAGUAUACUACCUCAACUUCACUGACAUCGCCAGCUAUGACGUAAUGGUCGACUCCAGCCCAUUCUUACGCUGCACAUGCAGCAUCGAGACGGGCCAGCGCAAGUUCAACACCUGCUACACAGCCGGGGUGAGCCAGCUGCGCUCGGGCCAGAAGAUCUCCAUACGCAUAGCCCACGAGUACACACUCAUAAACAUGACCAACCACACCACCUUCCUGGGCAGUGUGAGGCUUGGAGAGGCUCCAUCUGCUGGACAGAACGGUUAACUGCAGACGCUUUUCAUCCUGUCUGAGGGAUUGCAGGGUUCAGCUCAAGGCCAAUGUGUAGAGGACACUCGGAGUGCCUUACUGACUGUUGUUCACUUCCAGAUGUCUGCUUCAAAUAGACUCUAAAGACUUCAGUGCUUCCCUUCCGUGUGAUUCUGUGCAGAAGAGAUCGGCCUUUUGGAACCAAAUAUCCUCAUCCUUUUAUUUAUAGCCAACCUUUAUCUGCAGCAAUCUCUUAUAACAAGGAAGGAUUGUGUGCUGACAGGUACUUAGUAAUUACAUACUUUUAAGUGCUGUUAAAUUACAGAAAACACAGCUGUGCCUAGAAGCAAUAUUAAGGGGUCAUGUCCUGUCAAACCUUUUCUCAUUUUAUCACCUUAAACAUCAAUAUAUUUUAGAUUAUCGACCCAAAUUAAGUGUUCCAAUAUUUUGAUAUGGAAGGAAAAUUGUUAGUUGAAUAUUUGUUUUACAAAUAAAAAAAACUGAAAAUUGGCUUUGGUUAUGUUUCUAUUAGCUGACCCCACUUAGUUUAAGGGUUUGACUCAUUUGUCUUUGCAAAUAAAAGAAACAAAAAGACAUCUCAGACUAUCAGUUUUCAAGCAUUGCCACGGUUUCUUGGCUUUAUUUAGGUCCGUCCUUUGACUGGACUGUGGAUAUAUAUUAUCUCUGACCCAUUCCUGGAGUCCUGGCUUUAGUUUAGCAGUUUUCCUGCUAAAAAGUAAAACUUCUGCCCUCGUCUCAAGUCUUUUGUUACCCUUUACCAGUUUUUCCUGCAGGAUCGCCCUGUAUUUAGAUUUAUCCAUCUUCUAAUCAACUCUAACCAAUUUAUUUCAAAUACAUUCAAUAAUAAUUCAAAAAUACUUAAUUGAUCCUAAAGGGAAAUUAGAUGUAUGAUUUUUAACUGUCCCAGCUGGAACAAAAAUGGCAUCUCCACAGUAUAACGCUGCCAAUGCGGGGUUUUACCUUUAAAUGGUACGUUUAGGUUGUUUGAUUUUUUUUUUCAUAGUGUUUAAGGUUUGAAUCUAGAUUUGAAGUUUAAUCUUGGCAAGAUUCUUCCUCCUAUGAUUCGCACCUCUGCAGCUCCUCCAGAGUUAUCAUGAACCUAUUGUGCCUUCCUGUGCUCUUCAUUAGUUUAAAUCAAAGGUCUGAAUACUUCAAAAUCCAAAGGGCCAUUUUAGCCUGAAUGCAGCUGAAGAACUGAUUAUACAGUAGCUGCAGAUAUCACAUGACGUUUUGAUAAAAGACAAUUCCUUUUUAAAUAAAUAUCUGCUAUUAAAUGUGUUUCCAGUUCUAAGAACUGAUGUUUCAUUUGUAUUUUUAGGUUUUAAAAUAAAGAAAACAUCAAUCUGUUGCAGAAAAAAAGGAAACAUGGAUUUUCUGGAUGUUUAUCUAUGGAAAAUUAUUUAAAAUUAAAGCACAUAGAUUGAAAGGUAAUGUAAAAAAAUAUCUUAAACCAUAUUAUUGGUUUCCUCUGAUAUCAGGCUGUUGUGGAAAUUCAAUGAUGUUGUACUUAAAGCUUCUAAAACUGGCACUUAUUCUUUUAGUGUACUCAAAAAAAAAACUGUUUGGUUCUCUAUUAUUAUUAUUAGCCACGAUUAAAAGCCAUUAUAAGAGGACCAAAGAGCCACUGGCUACAGAGCCGCAGGCUGCAGACCCCGUUCUAGAUAAACAUCCACACCAUGGUGGGUUUGUUGUUGGCCCAUACUCUCUGUUUGCAGAUGAUGUAUUGAAAUGUUUAAAGUGUUGGAUAUUGUUUUAUAACCUAACCCUACUUCAAUUUGAUUCGAGACCCGUCUGUUCUUCCUGUUGCUCCUCUGUUAUUUUACUCCCUCUGAGGCCUUCAGAUUACAGCUGAGAUCAAAUUAACCACAGCUGAACUUUGUUUGCCAGUCAAAGUUGUUAUAAAGACAUUUAGUUGCACUGGAUUUUAAUUAAAGGUAUCACAGAAGGAAGGACUGAAUGCAAAUAUGCAUUUUAUUUUUGUAGAAAAUUGAAUAUCUUUUAUUUUUCCUCCAUUUCACAGCUAAUUUGUGUAGACCCAUCAAAAAAAAGCUUUAAAGUUUGUGUUUGUAAUGUAGUAAUGUAAAAAAAAAAAAAAAAAAAAGGGUACUUUAAAUGAGGGACUGUUUUUGUGAUUUCGUGAUUUGGUUCCUCUUUUUAUUAUUUAAGCCUUUUACUAUUAGUCAUGAAGAGUUGGGUUGAAAACUCCACAUGGUGCAAAGAAGGAGGAAGGUAUUCAAAGAGCAGCAGCACUAUAUACAUAUAUGUAUGUGUGUGUAUGUAUAUAUAUAUAUAGAUCUAUAUAUAGAUCUAUAUAUAUAAAAAUGUUCUUUCUUUUUUUUUUGCACACAUUUGCACUACAGCCUCCUUGCAGAAUACCGGUGAUAUGUUUCCAAAGUGCUUUUGAUUAGUUGCCUUAUGACUGAAUCCAUGUAGAGUAACAAGUUGUUAAUACACGCCUGUACAUAAUGUAUAUAUAAAUGGAAUAUACUUUUGUAAAUGGAGUUGAUUGAUGGAUUAAAAUGUUUUCAU